AUGUCCCUCCCGACCCCUUCAAUGACCCUCUACGUGUCCAAUCUGGAAACAAAGACGAAAAAGCCAGAAUUACAUUCACAGCUGUACUCUCUCUUCACGCCGUAUGGUCGAGUGAUCGACAUUAUCGCGAAGAAGCACGAUGGAGGCCGGGGUCAAGCCUUCGUCACAUUCGACGAACAAGCAGCCGCCACAUCGGCCAUGCGGGCCCUGCACGGCGAGCUCUUCUACUCGAAAGAACUGAAAAUAACCUACUCCCGAAACCCCUCCAACUCUACGAUAGCACGAACGAACCCCGAUGCCUCGCGCGAAGCCGCCGCUGUGCGCGCUGCCAAGCUGACCGUGUCGAACGCGCAGGGCGAAUACGAGCAGCUGGAGAAGGACCGGGAGGCGGAGGAAUUGAAGGCGCUGGGAGGGAAGCGGAAUUUGGAGGAUGGGGAUCAAGGGGAUGGGGAGCCGGCGGCUAAGCGGGCGAAAGGGGAUGAGGCGGAUGAUGAGGAGAUGGAGAUUGAGAUGGAUAUGGAUGAUGAGGAUGCGGAGGGAUCAGAAGGGAAGGAUGGCAAAUCUGUUGUUUGCACAAAUUUACCGCCAGAAUGUAAUGAGCAAAUCAUGUCCGCGUUGUACUCUCAAUACCCCGGCUUCUCCCGCGCCGGCCCCCUCCCUUCCUCCCGCUCCGCCCCAUCCUCCCAUCCCGCUCCCAACCCAGGCGCCAAGUCCUUCCUCAUCACAUUCGAAACGGCCGAGCAGGCAAAAGGAGCCGUCAGCGAGACCAAGGCGUACUUGAUGCAGCCCGGAUGGGAGAUGGGUGUUAGUGUAGAUCAAUAG
This is a messenger RNA of Dioszegia hungarica, 822 nucleotides long. RefSeq names its product RNA-binding domain-containing protein. NCBI's taxonomy places the organism in Eukaryota, Fungi, Basidiomycota, Tremellomycetes, Tremellales, Bulleribasidiaceae. The coding region runs from base 1 to 822 and encodes 273 amino acids. The transcript is spliced from 6 exons. Gene Ontology annotation, molecular function: mRNA binding. The record is from RefSeq and is a predicted model, not a curated record.